Hypoxylon fragiforme is the source of this 1425-nucleotide messenger RNA. Its product is annotated as putative monooxygenase. The transcript has a single exon. Gene Ontology annotation, biological process: secondary metabolite biosynthetic process. Gene Ontology annotation, molecular function: FAD binding; monooxygenase activity. Lineage: Eukaryota; Fungi; Ascomycota; Sordariomycetes; Xylariales; Hypoxylaceae. The record is from RefSeq and is a predicted model, not a curated record. The coding region runs from base 1 to 1425 and encodes 474 amino acids.
AUGGCCGAGUCACAGAAACCAACGCCAACGGGCAUCAAAGUGAUUGUGGUGGGUACGGGCUUCGCGGGGCUGACAGCCGCGAUUGAAUGCCACCGCAAGGGACAUGAUGUCUUGGUGCUAGAGAAAUUCCCAGAGAUCAAAUUACUAGGUGACAUCAUCUCCUUCGGGCCCAACUCGUCGCGGCUCUUCCGUCGAUGGCCUGGUGUGGCCGAGAAGAUGGAGCCGCUGAGCAUGCGGGCUGACGCUAUCACCAUCAAGUCAUGGAAAGGCGAGACCCUUUUCACGCAGUACUGGGAAGGAGAGGACCAAGAAUUCGGGAUCCGCUAUGACGGCCACCGAGGAGAGUUCCACGAGAUCGUCUACAACCACGCCAAGGAGAUCGGUGUCAAGAUCAGACUGAAUGCGCGAGUUGACGACUACUUCGAGGAUGACAAAGAAACCGGCGUUGUCCUGGAGAACGGCGAGCGCAUCACCGCAGACGUGGUGGUCGCGGCCGAAGGCGUGCGCAGCAAGGGCCGCAAGAUCGUGCUCGGCUUCGAGGACAAGCCCAAGCCGUCGGGCUACGCGGUGUACCGCAGCUGGUUCAGCACCAAGGACAUCGCGCAGGACCCGGACAUCAAGUUCCUGACGGAGGGCGGCGACAAGCACAUCGCGUGGAUCGGGCCCGACGUGCACUUCAUCGGGGCGUGCAUGAAGAAGGGGCAGGACUUCUCGUGGGUCUGCACGCACAAGGACGACGCGGACAUCGAGGAGAGCUGGCAGCUCGAGGCCCCCCUGUCGGACGCGCGCAAGGUGCUCGAGGGCUGGGACCCCGUCAUCCAGAAGAUCCUCGACAAGACGCCCUCGCCGCUCGUCGACUGGAAGCUCGUCUACCGCGACCCCCUGCCCACCUGGAUCUCCAAGGGGCGGCGCAUCGCGCUCAUCGGCGACUCCGCGCACCCCUUCCUGCCCACGUCGAUCCAGGGCGCCUCGCAGGCGAUGGAGGACGGCGUCACGAUCGCCGUGUGCCUGCGGGAGUGCGGGGGGCCGGACAAGGUGCGGGAGGCGGUGGCGGCGUUCGAGGCGAUCCGGUACGAGCGCGUCAAGUCGGCGCAGAAGACGGGCGAGCAGACGCGCGACAUCUGGCACAAGGCCGACAUCGACGCCGCCAAGAAGAACCCCGAGAGCAUGCGCCUGCGCCGCGAGGCCUGGAUCCUCGGCUUCGACGCAGAGAAGUACGCCGAGGAGCAGUACGCCCGCACCGUCGAGGUGCUGAGGCGCACGGGCUUGCGGGAUACCACCGAGGCGAGGAAGCUGCAUGUGCCCGAGAGCACGGACGGGUAUCUCGAGUACACGAAGGGAGCAGCAGCGGCGGCGGCGGCGCCCGUGGCGAAGGAUACGAUAUCGACGGCGGCGCAUGCGGCGGCGGGGACGGUGGUCGCGUGA